AUGCGCGUUCUCGUUCUCGGUGCAACAGGUCCAGUAGGCAUUCAACUUACCAGAGAACUCAUCCGGAAGCUUUCGGAUGAGAAACCAGACACCGGCUCAGAACAUAAAAUCAUCAUUUUUGUCCGUUCACCGCAAAAACUUCCCCAAGACGUCAUAUUCAGUCCACUCAUAACAGUCGUCAACGCGCAGCUCACGGACAUCGAUAAACUUGAGGAGGCUUUGGAAGGCGUUGUUGCAGUAUUGUCAGCAUUAGGACCCAGUGUGAGCAAAGGUCCAUUCCACCCUAGCGGGCAGCCACUGGCGAAAGCAUAUGAAGGUGUUUUAGGGGCUAUGAGGAAAUGCGGUGUGAAGAGGAUCCUUGCACUUGGAACUGCAUCGAUUCCAGCUGAGGAAGAUAAAUCUGACAUUAAGUUUGCUGCGCUCGUCACUGGAGUCGCUACCCUUGCUCGAAAUGCCUACAAGGACAUGGUGGCUAUUGGCGAAACCAUCUCUGCUGCCGACGAUAUGGACUGGACUAUUGUCCGCGUUCCUAUCUUGACUGACAAGAAUGUCAGAGACAUUCACACUGGUUACAUUGGUGACGGAAAGAUGGGAACACUUUUGGCAAGAGUUGGUUUUGCAGUUUUUGUAAUCGGGGAAUUGUUCAGUGUGCAGCCGCAAUGGUUGCAGAAAAGGCCCAUGAUAUGCUCAGUUUGA
Messenger RNA from Marasmius oreades (fairy-ring Marasmius), 696 nucleotides. RefSeq lists its product as uncharacterized. The transcript is spliced from 2 exons. The record is from RefSeq and is a predicted model, not a curated record. Bases 1 to 696 code for a protein of 231 amino acids. NCBI's taxonomy places the organism in Eukaryota, Fungi, Basidiomycota, Agaricomycetes, Agaricales, Marasmiaceae.